CUUCCAUUAGGCUCUGCAUUGAACGUCUGUCCAAAAAAAAGGCUCUGGCAUUGAAUUCGGACCACUCUUCGUUUUUGUUAUUUUGUACAUAGCUCCCGGUAUUUUUCCUUUCUCCUCCAUCUUCCGGGAAGUCUUACUUGAUCAUCAAUUCAUCAUACGCAUAUUCCAUUUGGAAAUCAAUUCUGUAUCGGCCAAUCGACAAUUUCACGAAAUCUUUGUGUUCGCGGACAACGGCUAAGGGAGAGUUGGGGAGAUUGAAAAUGGCGACGCUGACGAGGCAAUUCCAACCGUCCGCCACCGGCACGAGAACCUUAACUAUCACCGUAGACGAUGCAUCUUCGCAGCCUGGAGAUUCUUCACCCGCGUCCUCUCUCCACCGGCCUCCCAGCGAAACCCUAGUUCUCAAAUUGAAGCGGAGGAAGAAGAAGGUGUCGUGGAAGGAAGGCACAGUGGAUAACGAGUUCCUAAACAGGAAAAGUUCUAAGAAGUGCUGCAUUUUUCACAAGGAGAAGCCCUUUGACGAAGACUACAGCGAUGAUGAAGAAGAAAACAAAGGCUGUUGUAAUGAUCAUCACCACAAUCAGGAUCAUGUGAAGAUUGCGGUACCUCAGUAGAUGCAGAGAUCAUUGAUUGUUGAACUUGUAACCGUAACAAAUUUUAUGGUAUAGCUGAAAAAUUCAUGACUUCACGAGUUAUUAAAUUCUUGUGUUUUUCUCUCCUUGAUCAGGUUCGUGGAUUGAGGAUGUGUAAUGUGAUUAUGUAGAAAAUUGGAGUAUGGUUGGAUGAAAAACAGAUGAUGGUGUUAUCCAUUGAUGUUAUGGAGAAUAAUUGAAUUGUUUGUUCUUUUUAUUUAUGUAUUCCUAAUUUACUGUAAUCUCUCUGUUUGAGCACUGAAAUGAUCUGAAUAGCGCUAGAAGCAGAUAGUAUGGUUUUAAUAGAGUACUGAAAAUAUGAUUCUAUAUUUCUAGCACCUGAGAUAAUGAGUAGUUAUACUGUUAAUGGUACAUACUGAGGACCAGUUUCAUGUGGACUAGAAAUUCAUUUGGACAGAAACAUAUCUCUUUGGUUUGGUCUGAAUUAG
Molecule: messenger RNA, 1081 nt
Organism: Cuscuta epithymum
Lineage: Eukaryota; Viridiplantae; Streptophyta; Magnoliopsida; Solanales; Convolvulaceae
Source: the annotation of a GenBank genome assembly